AUGCCUGAGAUCGCCGAGGUCGCGCGCAUAGUGCACUACAUCCGCAAACUGCUGGUCGGCAAAACCAUCGCCAAAGUCACCGCCACGGACGAUGCCAGCGUCUACGGCAAAGUGGGCACGUCGGCGGCCGAAUUCGAGAAACACAUGGCCGGCAAGAAAAUCGUCGACGCGGGUCAACAGGGCAAAUACUUUUGGAUGAUCAUGUCCAGCGCGCCUCAUCCCGUAAUGCAUUUCGGCAUGUCCGGGUGGUUGAAGUUCAAGUCGGAGCACACGUACUACUACCAGCCGCAGGAGGGGAAGAAGGAUGAGACCUGGCCGCCGAAAUUCAUGAAGUUCAUGCUCGAGACUGAGGAAAAAGAUGGGGAGGAGGCGAUCGAGGCGGCGUUCGUGGACAUGAGGAGAUUCGCCCGGGUCAGACUGGUCGACUGUCCUGGCGAUGAGAUCCGACAGCACUCACCGCUGGUCGAGAACGGACCGGAUCCCGUUAUCGACAAGGAUGUAGUGACUGUCGAGUGGCUCCGGGAGAAAUGCAAAAGCAAAAAGGUCCCCAUCAAGGCCAUGCUGCUGGAUCAAGCCAACAUCAGCGGGAUCGGCAACUGGGUCGGCGACGAGAUCAUGUACAACGCCAAAAUGCACCCGGAACAGUACGCCAAUACUCUGAACGACUCACAAAUCGCACAACUCCACAGGUCGAUCCAUUACAUCUGCGGUACCGCGGUGGAACUGCUAGCGGACUCUGAGAAGUUCCCCGAAGACUGGCUGUUCAAGCAUCGAUGGGGCAAGGGCAAGAAGGACUCCUCGAAUACAUUGCCGAAUGGAGAGAAGAUUGCAUUUCUCACCGUGGGUGGACGGACCAGCGCUGUGGUGCCCUCAGUCCAAAAAAAGACUGGGCCUGUCGCGAAAGAAAUGAGUGAAGCUGAAAUGCCGGAUGAGGAGGAUGCGGCGAAGAAGCCCAAAGAUAGAAAACGCAAGAGUGCGAAAGAAGACCAAGAUGACGAGGUUGAGCCUAAGAAGUCGAAGGCGAAGAAACGCAAAUCUGCUAUAAAAGAGGAAGAGGAUGACGACGACGACCAGGAAGAGGAAGAAGAGGUUAUGCCGAAGAAGCCCAACGGUAGAAAGAGCAAGGCUGCGAAUGAAGACCAAGUUGACGGGGUUGAACCCAGAAAGUCGGGAGGGAGGAAACUCAGGUCGACUCCGAAGAAGGAGGAGGAGAGGCCGACAAUGACCACAACGAUGAGGACGAGGAAGAAGAGGUGA
Molecule: messenger RNA, 1257 nt
Organism: Fonsecaea multimorphosa CBS 102226
Lineage: Eukaryota; Fungi; Ascomycota; Eurotiomycetes; Chaetothyriales; Herpotrichiellaceae
Exons: 1
Coding region: 1-1257 (418 amino acids)
Biological process (GO): base-excision repair
Cellular component (GO): nucleus
Molecular function (GO): DNA-(apurinic or apyrimidinic site) endonuclease activity; DNA N-glycosylase activity; zinc ion binding
Source: RefSeq, a predicted model, not a curated record